AUGGCGACAGAUGACAAAGAUGGUCUUUCUGACGAAUCCAAGGGAGUCACCCAUGGUGAAGUGAUCCGAGAUUAUCAACCUGCACCUGGUGCGAAAUGGCGGUCUGGUCGGCCAGAUUAUGCCGCUGUUAACAAGUUAUACUUUGAGCACCGAGUAAUGAAUCACGCGGAGGGGUCUUUGGAGGCAUUGAUCCAGAAGUUCAUGAAAAAUUGGGAUGUUGAGUGCCGCCACAUUGCCAGCACACAUCAGUGGCAAACCAUGGACGUCAGCAAAUUCAAGGCCGCUUUGAAUGGUGGCUGCCCUUUCAAUGCACAGCUGCUGUCAGACAUGAGUCACGCAAAUGUGUUGAUUGGAGAGACUCCAGAGUAUUCAGCGACGGCAAGCAGUGCCGAAGCAGGAAUGAAGAAUUUUGGAGCUGCCUUUCCUGAAGGAUUUGCAUGGGAGGUGCUCGAAGUGUUUUCCGGUCCACCAAAUGUGACCUUUAAGUGGAGACACUUCGGGAAAAUGACCGGCACCUUCAAAGACAAGCAUGGCAAGGAGCACAAGGGAAAUGGGGAGAUGCUGAACAUCAUUGGCCUUUGCAUUGCCAAGGUAUCUGAAGACCUGAAGAUUGAAUCUGUGGACGUGUACUAUAAUCCAAAUGAUUUAGUGAGACCGUUGGCGACCUGA
Messenger RNA from Cladocopium goreaui, 669 nucleotides. The record is from the annotation of a GenBank genome assembly. Lineage: Eukaryota; Dinophyceae; Suessiales; Symbiodiniaceae.